Molecule: messenger RNA, 956 nt
Organism: Rhodofomes roseus
Lineage: Eukaryota; Fungi; Basidiomycota; Agaricomycetes; Polyporales; Fomitopsidaceae
Product: RTA1 like protein-domain-containing protein
Exons: 6
Coding region: 1-780 (259 amino acids)
Cellular component (GO): fungal-type vacuole; plasma membrane
Source: RefSeq, a predicted model, not a curated record
AUGCCUGUCUGUCCUACUUGUGCCAAUCCCGGUGGCAAUUCGUUAGGAUAUGCUGGGUCGGUGCAGAUAUCGCCUUAUGGGUACACGCCGACUGCAUGGGUGGGCAUCCUCAUGGUCGUCCUCUUUGUUCUGACGACGGUUUUGCAUUUCUUUCAAGCUCUACGGUACCGCAUGUGGUUUUUGGCCGGGACCGCGGUUGUCGCGGGCAUCCUAGAAGCUGUCGGAUGGGUAGGACGAUUGUGGGCGUCGUACGACGUACUUUCGCACAUGGCCUUCUCUAUGCAGAUCAUUUGCACGAUUAUCGGACCGACUCCGCUCAUUGCCGCCAACUUCAUUAUCCUUGGGCACGUCAUCCGCCGCCUCGGGCAGCAGUACAGCCGGUUGAGUGCACGACGGUAUACGAUCGUCUUCGUCAGCUGCGACAUCAUCUCGCUUAUCGUACAGGCUCUGGGCGGCGCUGCUGCCGCCGCUGCUGUGAACAACAACAAGAGCCCGAAGGGCGGUAGCGACAUCAUGCUGGCUGGCAUCAUUUUCCAGACUGGCGAGUCGCACAUUUCGAUGUGGCCGUUAGUCUUAACUCAUUGUCUUCUAGUUGCUAUCACAUUCUAUGUUGUCCUCGCCGCCGAGUUCUUCCUGCGUUGCUUUAAAGACUGGCCGAUACGCGGCCGUGCGGUCAUCAAGACCGGGUACGUCUUUGAGAGUAAGAUGCAGCAGAUGGUCGCGGCCUUGGUAUUCAGCACAUCAGGAAAUAACCCACCUGAGAAUUACCGUAAACACUGAAGAAUCAUCAAGCUUUCGCGGUAAUAUUGAGUUUUACCUCGUAUCUGAUAAACCGCAGAAAUAGCCAUGUCCAGCCUCGUCGAGUCAGAAUUACGAGGUUUCUCAGGCAGUAGCUGGACAUUACUUGGUGUUUCUGCAUACAAUGCAGGUACUAUUCAGCUCUCCUGACCAUAUUC